AUGUCAUAUCGUUAAUAAUAUUAAUAUAACAAUAAUCCUCAGACAACUAGUUAAACCUAUUCAACAACAAGCUAGCGAUCACAACAAUCACUUUAAUAACAACCCUUCAUACCAUAAUAGCAAAAUCCAUAUGUGUAAAAUAAUUUAAAGAAUAAUCAAAAUUUAAAUUCAAUUUUGCCAAAAAGUAGCCCAAAUCCUUUUACUCUACAAGCGAAUACAUAACAAUAACCAGCAAAAGGACCAUAGUUUUUAUUUUCAUAAGAAUAAUCAAAUGCCAAUCAACCUGUUGCACAAAAAUUGUUAAAUAAACAAUAACAGUAAUAAGAACCUAAUAGAAUGACAUAAAAUUACAAAAAAGAAAAGGAUGAUGAAUGGAAAGCAUAGAAUAAAUCAAACUAAAAUGAUGAAGAAGAAGAAGUAGAAGAAGAUGAUUAAGAAGAGGAUGAAGACAAUUAAGAAGUAUCAGAUGAAGAUGAAUAAUAAGAAGAUGAGGAUGAUUACGAUGAUACUGAAAAAAAUGAAAGCGAAGAAGAACCAGAUAGUCAACCAAAUCCUUAACAGAAAAAAAAUGAUAAAUAAUAAGCAAAUAUUGAUAAAUAUAAAUCAGUUAAUGAAAUUGAUACUAUUAGAAAAGAAGUGAAUAAGAUAAAUAAAGAAUUAGAUAAAUUAGAAUAAGAGAUAGAAGGAACUUUGAUAAUGAGUAGGAUUAAUUUUGGAGAUCAAAGUGUUUUAGACAUGUCAGUUUCCCAAGAUUUAUCGUAUUAAUAAUACCUUAAAGAAUUUGAAUAGUUUAAAUAAUAAAAAUAAGGAAAUCUAAAUUCAAUGAAAGGGUGA
Paramecium tetraurelia is the source of this 834-nucleotide messenger RNA. RefSeq lists its product as uncharacterized. The transcript has 2 exons. The record is from RefSeq and is a predicted model, not a curated record. NCBI's taxonomy places the organism in Eukaryota, Ciliophora, Oligohymenophorea, Peniculida, Parameciidae.